CAAACUUUAAACAACUCACAAACGCCUUGUAUCCGAUUAUCCACGACGAGACUUCAUUCUUUAACACGCUACUUUCGUCUAUCCGAUACUUAUGCCAUUCUUACACUCAUAAUCGUUAUUAGAUCAAUUGUCCACCCGUAUACCCCAUUUAUUCUCUGUUGUCUCAACUCCAAGGCCUCAAUUUUAAACAAUCCUCUUCUGUUUGCCAAAACCCUUUCAAGCAUUCCUUCUGAAUAAAUUUCGGGACGAAAUUUCCUAAAGGAGGGGAGACUGUAACGCUUCGCGUUUUCACAACUUUCCAUAUUUAGAAACCGUUAUCCGUAUUCCUAUUUUUGGAAACUUUGGAUCCUUGUAUUAGUCGUUUCAUUUUAAUCGUCGAAAAAAAAAAUCUUCAUCUUUAAUCUAAUCGGUUAUAAAAAAAUGGUUAUUCAUUCUUGGUUUGUUUAACUAAAUUGAUUGAAUUUACUAUUUAAAAGUUUAUUUUGUUAUAAUAAACUAGUUAGUCUUGUUAACUUUUAAAGUUAGUAAAUGCAAAAUAACUUAGUUAGUUAAUUGUAGAGUUGGUGUUCUUUUAAGAAAAAUAACAUAAGUUAACCUAACUAUUUAAACCUCUUGAACCUUAACUUUUUCAUUUGUAGAAAACCCUAGCCCCCACCUAUUUUCUCUGCUUUCUCUCUCCCGUACAAGAACUGGCCACCGGAGUUAGAGUUCCGGCCAACUUCCGGCUGUCUUCUCCGGCCACACCCUCCCUUGAACCAGAACACACUUCACUCAAAGCCAACCACACACCUCCCUCUCUCCACUCUCGCUCUGAUGAACGAAUGGCUGGCCACCAUCAUCGGUGGCGGCGCUCGGUGACGGCGGCAGAACCACCACAGCGGCAGCGCGGUGGUGGGUGGCGUUUUAGUGGUGGUUGCGGCCAAGAGACGGUGGUUACGGGCAGUGGCAGCGGCGACAACGAAGACGACCGGAGUUUUGACGGGACUUGCGAAUCGUCGUGUUCGGGUGAUCGUUUCCCGUUCGUUAUUCUCCAUCUUUAUUUACUCUUGCGUUAUUUCAAGAAAUUCUUAUACGCAACCAAUGUUGAUUAAUGAAGUAUGGAUGAUUGAUGAAACAAGUUUAGGGUGGACUAGAU
Helianthus annuus (common sunflower) is the source of this 1135-nucleotide messenger RNA. RefSeq lists its product as uncharacterized. The record is from RefSeq and is a predicted model, not a curated record. NCBI's taxonomy places the organism in Eukaryota, Viridiplantae, Streptophyta, Magnoliopsida, Asterales, Asteraceae. The transcript has 3 exons. The coding region runs from base 822 to 1091 and encodes 89 amino acids.